Messenger RNA from Syngnathoides biaculeatus (alligator pipefish), 6551 nucleotides. It is a transcript of the gene kcnd1, whose product is annotated as potassium voltage-gated channel, Shal-related subfamily, member 1. Gene Ontology annotation, molecular function: A-type (transient outward) potassium channel activity; protein binding. The record is from RefSeq and is a predicted model, not a curated record. Lineage: Eukaryota; Metazoa; Chordata; Actinopteri; Syngnathiformes; Syngnathidae. The transcript is spliced from 9 exons. The coding region runs from base 1051 to 2967 and encodes 638 amino acids. Gene Ontology annotation, cellular component: membrane; voltage-gated potassium channel complex. Gene Ontology annotation, biological process: protein homooligomerization; potassium ion transmembrane transport.
ACAACAGCUGACCAGCGCGCCCUGGCAUUUAUUAUUAAGUCUGCAUCUGCACGUCUGCUCGAAGGUUUGUUUGAAAUAUGUAAACCGUGCAUCAACAACGAUGACACCACUGCGAUGAGGACGUGGACGUCGACAUGGUGUCUGCAAAACGUGUUCAUAAGUUGUGACCUCCUAGGCCUGCGUGGACAGUGUGUGUGUGCGACUGUGCGUGUAUGUUGAGGCAAAGAGGAAGUGAGAAAUGGCAAGAACUGGAAAGAGAGGGAGAGAAUCACGAGGGUCGAGCAAGCCUAUGGAGGUGGAGUCUGUCUGUGUGGUGUGUGUUGUGUAUGUGUGUGUUGUGUGUGGUUGGGAGAGAGAGAGAGAGGAUGACAGCAGAUGUGCUUGUUGCCGUGGCGGCAGAGCACAACAGCUCGAGAACGUAAAAGAAUAUUUGUCCAUUUUCAUCUUUUCUUCAUCACUCCUCCUCCUCUCUCCACCCGGAAACUUCUUCUUCCACCUCAUCUUCACCCGCCUCCUCUUCCUCGUCUUCCUGGUGUGAGGGCAUCAGAAGCAGCAGAGAACAACCAAACAUGGACGCCGAGCUGCCGCUGCUCAGCCAAUGAGAACGGGGAGCGGCAACAGGAAGCUAGGACGAGCGAGGAAGAGGGCGGCGGCGGCGUGGAGCUGCGUAUGAAGCCGAGAAACACUUAGAAGAGGAGGAGGAGGAGAUUGUGUUGAGCUUGCAACUUCAGGAGCAUCAUCUCAAUUUUAUAAGACUGCGGCGUGGCAGCACAGACACGUACAGUACACACAUUCAUUUGGAUCGGAACAGCAAUAAACUUCUCCUCCUCCUCCUUCUUCUUCUUCUUCUUCUUCUUCUUCACCCCGAGUGCCAUCUCCACUUCCUGCAAUACUUUUUCAUGACGUGAAGCACUGCAGUGAUUGGACCCCCUACCCCCCUCCCUCCCUCCGCCCCCCUCAUCAUCAACAUGUCAAGCCGCUAUCAGACUAGGAAGUCAGGGCAGGGUCAGUGACUCGCCCACGACCUAGUCCGAGUGGGUUCGAAGCAAGAUGGCGGCCGGUGUGGCAACAUGGCUGCCGUUCGCGCGGGCGGCGGCUGUGGGAUGGCUGCCGCUAGCCAAGAAGACCAUGCCCAAACCUCCUGUGGACAACUCGUCCAGAUCAGACGAAAUCCUCUAUGUCAAUGUCAGUGGGGUCCGCUUUCAGACAUGGAAGAACACGCUGGACCGCUAUCCCGACACGCUGCUCGGGUCCUCGGAAAAGGAGUUCUUCUACAACGACGACACUCAGGAGUAUUUCUUCGACAGGGACCCCGAAAUGUUCCGCCACAUCCUCAACUUCUACCGCACCGGGAAGCUGCACUACCCGCGACACGAGUGCAUCCAGGCCUUCGAUGAGGAGUUGGCCUUCUACGGCAUCGUGCCCGAAAUCAUCGGCGACUGCUGCAUGGAGGAAUACCGAGACCGGAAAAAGGAGAACCAGGAGCGUCUGGCCGAGGACACGGAAGCCAACGAAGCUAUGGACGCGCCCCUGCCCCCGCACAGCACCCCCAGAGAGCGUCUGUGGAGAGCCUUCGAGAACCCACAUACGUCCACCAUGGCGCUGGUUUUCUACUACGUGACGGGCUUCUUCAUCGCCGUGUCGGUCAUCGCCAACGUGGUGGAGACGGUCCCGUGCCGGCCCCUCAAGGGCAGCGUCAAGGAGCUCCCGUGCGGCGAGAAGUACCAGCUGGCCUUCUUCUGCAUGGACACGGCGUGCGUGCUCAUCUUCACCUUUGAGUAUCUGAUGCGUCUGUUCGCCGCGCCCAGUCGCUGCAAGUUCAUGCGCUCGGUCAUGUCGGUCAUCGACGUGGUGGCCAUCAUGCCCUACUACAUCGGCCUGGUCAUGCCUGAGAACGAGGACGUGAGCGGCGCCUUUGUCACGCUGAGGGUCUUCCGUGUCUUCCGGAUCUUCAAGUUCUCGCGCCACUCGCAGGGUCUGAGGAUUCUGGGCUACACGCUCAAGAGCUGCGCCUCGGAGCUGGGCUUCCUGCUCUUCUCCCUCACCAUGGCCAUCAUCAUCUUCGCCACCGUCAUGUUUUACGCCGAGAAGGGGACCAAGGGCUCCACCUUCACCUCCAUCCCGGCCUCCUUCUGGUACACCAUCGUCACCAUGACGACACUGGGGUACGGCGACAUGGUUCCCAACACCAUCGCCGGGAAGAUUUUCGGCUCCAUCUGCUCGCUGAGCGGCGUGCUGGUCAUCGCCCUCCCCGUGCCCGUCAUCGUGUCCAACUUCAGUCGAAUCUACCACCAGAACCAGCGCGCAGACAAGAUGCGAGCGCAGCAGAAAGUGCGCUUGGCUCGAAUCCGCAUGGCAAAGAAAGGAACUACUAACGCCUUCCUGCAAUACAAAGAAGAUCGAGCUCUUGGGGACCGCGACAGCGACAGCGGCGCUCUGUGCGUAAGGAACAAGUCGGCGUUCGAGCAUCAACAUCAUCACCUUCUUCACUGUUUAGAGAAGACCACGAACCACGAGUUCACAGACGAACUCAACUACAGCGAGUUGUGCAUCACAGAGUCGGUGGGCUUCCGGACCAGCCGCAGCACCUCCCUGUCCAGCCAACAGGGGGCGCUCAACCACUCCACAGGCUGCUGCCCCCGUCGGGUCCGGAGGCGAGCGGCCAUGCGACUGGCCAACUCCACCGUGUCCGUGAGCCGCGGCAGCGUGCAGGAGCUGGACACGCUACACGGAAAGGGCGUGCCAGGCCCACCGCAGACUCGUUCCAGCCUCAACGCUCAGAUCAACCUCAAGCUUAACUGUGGCGAGCAAGACUUCAGCGCCGCCAUCAUAAGCAUCCCCACGCCGCCUGCCAACACGCCCGACGAGAGCCUGCCGCCCUCGCCCGCUGCCAUCCCGGGUGGCAUCCUGCGCAACACGCGCGCCACCGCCUACACUUCUGACGCCGUCAAGAUCUCCUCCUUGUAACCUCUGCCAGGGCCUGACCACAACCGCCCCGCACCCACCUUUUGCCUGCCUGACGCCCGUCGCCGCUGACAGUCCGCAGCUGGCCGAGGAAUUGCGGGUAGAGACAGAAAAACACUUCCCGGCUUUGUCCUCAGUCGAUGAUGAAAGUGGACAUCCAAAUAAGCAAAGCAGGAAGUUAUUGUCAGUCAUCUAAAAUAGGACGAAAUGUUUGUGUGUUGCGUGUUUGACAAGCGAGUUGAGGAAUCAAAAAUUGCGAGGUCAACUUUCUUCCAUCAUACAAUAAUAGUGUUUUACAUUUAACAAAAGAAAACAAACAAAAACUCUACAACUGAUUAAACACGUCAAGCAUAACAUUUUGGUUAGAUUGUUGAUUUGUUCGCAGCAUGGCGGCCAACUGAUUAGCACACCUCCUUCACACGUGGGGUUUGAAUCCCAGUUCCAUCUUUCCUGUCUAUUGACUAGUGGCCAGUCCAUUGUUGGUCUAUUUGUGACUUGACAUUGGUUGGUGGACCGGUCCUUUUUUUUUUCUGUCUGUGCCCUGAGAUCGUCCAAGAUGUAUCUCACCUGACUUUGGAUGAGAAGGUGUGGUACAUUCUGGAGUGAUUUCCAGUCAACGUCAGGGCACUCAUAGAUUGGAUAUCAGCCCAUCUUAAAGGAACAACAGUAUUGCUUCCAGAUCGCCUAUUUUUCACAAUGCUCAGUAAAAUGAACAUCACAUCAAUACAAUAGCAGAUGAUCAUUCACUGACAUGCUAAUUUAUUACACUGUCAUGUGUUAAAAUGGUACAAACAUUGCGCCAGUCAGUCGUGGCCAUAAAUGUUGACAGUCGGACGACGCUACCUUCUUUUCCUUUCGGCUCGUCUCGUUAGGGCUCGCCACAGCGUGUCAUCUUAGAUGCACGCGUAUUUGUUUGGCACAGUUUUACUCCGGAUGCCCUUCCUGACGCAACACCUCUGCAUUUCGCCGGGGAGAGAAGCUUACAGCACCUGGUAUUCUCAGGCGGUCUCCCAUCCAAGUACUAACCAGGGUCAAACCCGCUUAGCUUCCGAGAUCUGACGAGAUUGGGCGUUCUCAUGGAAGCGUGGCCGUAAGGUAGUCGCAUGACGUGACCAUUGUCCUGUUACGUCCUCCUCCCAAACUCUGUUUUAAAUCUAAACAAUGCAAUAAAUACAACAAUAAGCUGACAAAACCCAGAUUGGCCGAAAUGGAUCCGCACCCUCUUGAUCUCAUGCAUUGCCUCCCUCCGACAAGGAAGCUUGACAGCAAUGCAUUUUAAAGAUCCACCAAAGAGGCCCAAAAAAGGUCUUGUAAAUUUGACACACCACAGAAAAGGGUUACAAAGUUUGCCAAAUUUGUAUUAAUAAGGGAAAAAAAAAAUCACCAUGUAUAUAAAAUAAGGCUUCCCCUCAUGUCGCAGGACUGGCCCAAAUAACACAAACCACUUCAGCGAAGAGGGAUUUUCGGGUUUUAGGCAGAAGUUGGCGGUUAACUGCGUGAUGUAGUCGCAAUAAAAUAGGCCGAGAUGACCCUCGAUGGUUAUUUCGGGGGUUCUGCGAAGAUCUCAUGCCAAAAUGUAUACGUCCCAGCCUGCUGCCCAGCCCAAAAAAUCCAUCCAACUGAGAUGGUGAAGCUGCAGACAUUGUUUCUAAAUCCAGUUUUGCAAGAUUGGAAAGGUUUCUACGGUUUAUGGACUGGACCCCAGCCAAUGCCCGAGAACAUACAGACAAACAAUGUCCUCGUCAUCAGCCCUUUGCUGAGUAAUCAGUAAGAUUUUUCAAAACUAAUUGACACUUUUGAGAAUAAUAAUUCAUGAUACAAAUGUCAAGUCAUAUUUGUUGUUGUGAUGGAAGAAACCCGAGCCCAAACUUGACCGGCUGCUAGCUUAAACAUAAAUGCUGCUUUUGUGCACGUGGCCACUUUGACAUUCCUCAAUUUCUUUCCUGGGCCACUCAGAAGCGAGCGUGUUUGAGCGUGUGACCAAGCACAAAUUGUAACAUAUUUUGUAUCAUAAACGUUCACCUGCACCUGUCAAUCAACACCCUCCCCCCGUAAAAAAAAAAAAAAAAAAAAAAAAAAAAAAAAAAAAAGGUCACCACCUGGUCUGUGCAUGAGCCUCGUAUGACUUCAACUUUAGCCAGCGUAGCGUAGAAUAAAGAUCACGGAGGGGGAAAAAUGUCUUUUCUUAUUUUGCAUGACGACUUUCUGAUGGUUUUUGUUUCCUUUCAACCACCGAGACAUGGCAACAUUCAGGAAUGUUCCUGGGCCGGAAUGCUGAGAGACGUCACUACUAUGCAUGGAUACCGUUGUAGGUAUUUGAUCUCAACGCACUCUUGUUCACUGGACUUCUUCUUCUGAACCCACAAAUAAAAAGUAAACUAUGCUGUUAGCACAAGUGAUGAUAAUUUCAGCAUGAAUGUGUUGACAAACAAUAUGGUGAGAGUUUCUGUCCACUCAGUCGUUCCUGUGCAAAUUGAGCCUCUCACGGGAAUUAGCAGGAGCUAACGUUAAUGGCGACUGAUGUUAAUUUGUACCUCACACAGGAUGUAGCAGUCAUGUCUCAGGUGGCCACGCCAAAAAUAGGCUAACGUUAGGGGAAAGUUGCAUCGGUGUUAAGGCUCCUUUAUACUCGGACAAGCGGUCACCGCGCUGACGUCACUGCGGCUAUCCCGUGCGCGGUUUGCCUUUCUAUAUGCUGCGGUUUUUCUCCAAGUCAGUGGUGUCGCUUCGGCAGGUGUUGGCGAGGACGCCACAUGGUGGAGCUUUCGUUUGCAUUGUUUGGCCAUUUCCACUUUUGCUUUCCUUCCGGGGACAAGGAACAAAGCAGCAACGUUGGCGACCAUGGAACAGUGUCUGCUAGUACAGAUGGACCUAGAUGACCACAUGAUACGUUUAAUGAUGCGGCAAAAUCGAUCAAGAAGGUGGCGGUGCAGGUGGUACGUAGUGUGUGUAACUAAACUGACGAAAGAAAUUAUCUCAUUCCACGAGCAGCAAUAAUUUUUGCCGUAUGUGCGUGACGUGAUGCGUAGGAGCCACGUGACCCAAUGUGUCAGUCGGGAUGCAAUGCGGUCGGUCGGCCGUUAGCGCCGGAGUAUAAAGGGGCCUUUAGGUAUUGCUAGUUUGCACUAACGUUUGCACAUCAAACAAGAAGGGUCCAAAGAGGCCAGGACAACAAUGGCUAACUUUACUGCAAUUUCUUAGUGAAGAUUCGCGCAUCACGCAGGAAGUAGCCGACGCAUUCAAGAUUGUCACGGCGACAAUCGCUAAUGUUAGUGCUUUAUUCCUUGCUAACGAUAACUUGCGCUAACAUUUACGCCUCACAAAGGAAGUAACCGAAGUGUCCAAGAUGGCUGUGUAAACGGCAAUAAUAUUAGCAAUGGCAGAUGCUAAUUUGCGCUCAAAUCUGCGCCUCAGAAAGAAAAUAGCCCAAGUGUCCAAGGGGGCCACAAGAACAAUGACGUCAGUGACAACUGUUGCUAAUUCUAACAAACAUAAGUAUGAACAUGUUGACAAAAGUGGGAGGGGUGAGGGAGUUCAGUGAACAAAUUAAUAAUAAUGAUUUUAAAAAAAUGAUUAAAGCACAGACA